CCACACUCAACCUCAAAUUUAGCCCAUGAGGGCAUGGGUUUCAAAAUGAUAAGCCCGUCAACAUAGCGGCGUUCGGCCCACCAGGGGACCAUUUGCCUUCCUCUCUUUCAGCCGCGUUCCCUCACUCGUCGUCAGGGCAACAAUGUGUAUGAGCUGAUGCCACCGCCACCCAACAUCCUUCGACGGCGGCUCCAUACACUUCGGAGCAGAAAAUGCCGAUCUCUUUAACCCAUUGUUGUAGGGUAAGAACGCCAUGCCCCCAAUUCUGCUUCAGAACCGCCGGAUCAUCCCGCCUUCCUCCGGCGAACGCCCUGAAAUUCUUCAAUCCCGCCGCUUUGCCAUUUCGAAUUUCAGCCUCCUCGAUCUCGGGUCGAUCUCCGAGGACGUUUAAGGUCUGGGUCUAUGGAGAAGAAUCGGUUUUGAAGUGUGAAGCUUCUGAUGAAGAAGAAGAAAAAGAAGGGAAGAAUGAGGGGCGGCGGCUGACUUGCGUGAUGAAAUUCGGUGGAUCUUCAGUCGCUUCUGCUGAGCGGAUGCGGGAGGUUGCAGAGUUGAUUCUUGGGUUCCCAGAGGAAAGCCCUGUUAUUGUUCUCUCUGCUAUGGGGAAGACGACCAAUAAUUUAUUGUUUGCGGGAGAAAAGGCUUUGAGUUGUGGGGUGUCGAAUGUAUCAGAGAUUGAAGAGCUUGCCCUGAUAAAGGAACUUCACCUCAGGACUGUUCGAGAACUAGGACUCGAUGUUUCUGUAAUUUCUGAACUUUUGGAAGAAUUGAACCAUCUUCUGAACGGGGUAGCUAUGGUGAAAGAGCUGACUCUUCGCACCAAAGAUAAACUAGUGUCUUUUGGAGAGCGGUUGUCAACCCGGAUAUUUUCUGCUUAUUUGAACAAGAUUGGGGCUAAAGCCCAGCAAUAUGAUGCAUUUGACAUUGGAUUUAUUACAACCGACGACUUCACAAGCGCAGAUAUCUUGGAUGCUACUUAUCCUGCAGUUGCUAAGAUAUUAUGCAAAGCUUGGGCCAAAGAUCAUGCCAUUCCUGUCGUUACUGGAUUCCUUGGGAAGGGAUGUAAAUCAGGUGAAAUUACAACUUUAGGUAGGGGUGGUAGUGACUUGACUGCAACAACACUUGGAAGAGCCUUGGGAUUGCGGGAGAUUCAGGUUUGGAAAGAUGUUGAUGGUGUUCUUACUUGUGAUCCGAGUAUUUAUCCUCACGCAAAGCCUGUGCCUCAUCUGACCUUUGAGGAGGCCACUGAGCUUGCUUACUUUGGAGCACAGGUUCUUCAUCCCCAAUCAAUGAGACCAGCUAGGGAGGGUGAUAUUCCUGUUAGGGUUAAGAAUUCUUAUAAUCCAAGAGCUCCCGGCACCAUCAUAACUAAAUGUAGAGAAAUGAGCCAGGUUUUACUAACGAGUAUAGUCCUGAAGCAGAAUGUGACCAUGUUAGAUAUAGUUAGCACUCGAAUGCUGGGUCAAUUUGGCUUCCUUGCAAAGGUUUUUUCAAUAUUCGAAGAAAUGGGGAUCUCUGUUGAUGUUGUUGCAACGAGUGAAGUCAGUAUAUCCGUGACACUGGACCCGUCAAAAAUUUGGAGCAGAGAACUUAUUCAGCAGGAACUUGACCACGUAGUUGAAGAGCUGGGAAAAUUUGCAGUUGUAAAUCUUUUACCACACAAAUCCAUAAUCUCCCUAAUCGGAAAUGUCCAAUAUUCAUCUCUGAUAUUGGAGAAGGCUUUCAGUGUUUUCCGAACGAAUGACGUGAAUGUGCAGAUGAUCUCACAAGGAGCUUCAAAGGUAAACAUUUCGUUGAUAGUGAACGACAGCGAAGCAGAGAGGUGUGUGAAGGCACUUCACUACUCGUUCUUUGAGAGCGAGGAAUCAAUUGGAAGGGGGACGAUGAUGAAGAUGAAGAUGGAGAAUGAUGCCAGUUUUAGCAAUGGGAAAGCGAUUUCAUUGCCGGUGAAGAAGUAAAUUAUUUUGGCCCCUCAAACCAAAUUUGGAGUAACAUCACACACACACACACACACAUGUUGUGCAUAAGUGUAUUAUAACCCCAUUUUUUAUGUCAUGAAUUGAGAGGGGAUACUUAUUUAUUAUCAUCAUAAUAAUACUCCCUAGGGACAUUUCACCCCCACUUUCUCAAAAGACAUUUGUGGGUACCUGCUCAAUGUGUGUAGAUGAUGUAGGUGGGGUGAGAAUUUGGGUGCUUAGAGUAUAAUGCCACUUUAAAGUGUUUAUCAACACUCAUUUUUUUAGAUUCACUAUGUAUUUGAUAUCAACCAUGCUAGGGGUACACUAAGAAAUAGACUCCAAAUUGUACCCCUAAAGAAUGCAGUAGCAUUUUAACAAUUCAUACCAGCACAAAAUAUCAGUUUAAUCAUAGAAAUUUGCAUUGACAUUUUCUGUCAUGGU
This is a messenger RNA of Cuscuta campestris, 2396 nucleotides long. The record is from the annotation of a GenBank genome assembly. NCBI's taxonomy places the organism in Eukaryota, Viridiplantae, Streptophyta, Magnoliopsida, Solanales, Convolvulaceae.